AUAUUCUCUCCAUUGGAUGUCUUCUUUCAACCCCACCAGACUUUUCUUUACAUUGUAGAGGCUGUACAUGGCAUCUGCAAGUCUUUUACUGUUUCUGCAGCAUCUGCUUUUUUGUUUGAUCAGUUUUAGUAUUGUUUAAGUGACUUAUGUAAACUGAUAACAUUUCAUUACCACAAUCAGUAUUGAAUCUCUGAGAGCUUAGUCUCAAUCAACAGUAAACAGAAAAACAGCUAGUAAUUCUGGGGGUUCUUUGGAGCUCCACCUAACUCUGUUCCAAUGUUUCCACUGCCUCACCUUCUUCUCAUUACUUCACCAGUACCAUCCGUGGGUCUCCAAGUACAGUCAGUGUCUUGUACCUUAAUCUGAGCUACACCACAUGUAGCCUUUCAGUGUAUUAGAAAAAUGAAUUAUUGUUUCUUUAAAUUCUGAAAUUGUUGGCUGAGAUAAAAGAAAGUUCUUGAUGCUUGAACUUACUGGACUCUUUCUUGAGCUAAAUGGGGAUGCUUUUGGCUUUCAUGUCGCUCAGUUAUUUCAUAAUUCUCAGCCCAUUGCCAGUUCAAGGAUCUGCAGCACCACUUCCCCAGCCAACAUUAACUUUUCCAACCAUUGGCCAAAAGAGGCAUGGAGGUCUUUCUGCAGCACCUCAAUCUAAAGCCUUCAGCUAUCCAGCACAUGUUUAUUACCCUCCAAGAACUGUGCUCAAUCAACACAAACACUUCAAUGCAACUUCACACAGACACCAUUUUAAGAAACCAACGAAUGGUUAUGUUUCUUCACCGACAGCCUCAUUUCAUAGAAACCACUGGAAGAGAAACAGGUUCAGCAAAUUUCCUCGUGAACCAUAUGAUCAGCUUUCUCCACUGGCAUCUAGUCCGAAAGAUACAUGGCAUGCAGUCUCCCCGUCUCAGCCUCCUCUUCCGUCAGCAGAGGGCAAGGGUGCACCAGCACUUGUGCCAUCACCAGCAAUACCAGCGAGUCAACUUAGAAUGCCAAGACCUAGACCUAUAAUCUCUCCCUCAAGUUCUUCAACAAGAAAGACCAUAAAGGCUCCAUCACCAUCUCCAAUUUUGACACUCCCUCCUCCACCUCCUAAUCACGACUGUUCGUCACUGACAUGCACUGAGCCAUUGACGUAUGCACCUGCUGGAUCACCUUGUGGCUGUGUUUGGCCUGUUGAAGUUAGCCUCCGUCUCAGUGUUACGCUAUAUACAUUUUUCCCCUUGGUUUCCGAGCUUGCUAAGGAAAUUUCUGCCGGUCUUUCUUUGAAUCGAAGCCAAGUGCGGAUCAUGGGAGCAAAUGCAGUGAACCAGCAAUUAGAGAAAACGAUUGUCCUCAUCAAUUUGGUACCUGAAGAUGAGCAAUUUGAUGCCACUACUGCAUUUUCAAUCUAUAGAAAGUUCUGGCAGAGAGAGAUUUUUGUGCAGACUUCGCUCUUUGGCAAGUACGAGGUGUUAUACGUCCACUACCCAGGUCUACCUCCCUCUCCACCUUCAUUGACCUCAGCAAGUGCUACUAUCAAUGACCAACCAAAUCAUGGGAUAGAUAAUGAUGGGAUGGCAAUCAAGCCUCUUGGAGUGGAUGUGCCGAGGAGAAGAAAGAACAGGAUUAGUAGAAAUGUGGUCAUUGUAAUUGUUCUAUCUUGUACCACAACUGUUGUUGUGUGCAUGGGACUUAUCUGGCUUUUGUUGUUAAAAUGUGGCUACUGCACAUAUGAAACUGACAACGAUCCAAAUCUUCUAAUAACAACUCACGUAAAUCCAGCAGGUGUAGACGGGUCCUUGAUGCUUGAAAGCAAGCCCACCUCAGAUUCAAUGUCAUUCAGUUCUAGUGUCUUGCAAUAUACUGGAACUGCCAAGAUAUUCAGUAUGACUGACAUAGGGAGAGCCACCGAAAACUUUCACGCUUCAAGAGUAAUUGGUGAAGGUGGUUUUGGAAUUGUAUACAGUGGCAUUCUUGAUGAUGGAAGGAAGGUAGCAGUGAAGGUUUUAAAGAGGGAUGAUCGGCAAGGAAGCCGUGAGUUUUUGGCAGAAGUUGAAAUGCUCAGCCGGCUGCACCAUCGAAACUUGGUCAAAUUGAUAGGUAUCUGCACGGAGGCCCAUUCUCGAUGCCUGGUCUAUGAAUUGGUCCCAAAUGGAAGUGUGGAGUCGCAUUUACAUGGACUUGAAAACGAGGCAAGUCCUCUUGAUUGGUGUGCUCGAAUGAAGAUUGCUCUUGGAGCAGCACGUGGUCUGGCCUAUCUGCACGAGGACUCGAGUCCACGUGUAAUACAUAGAGACUUCAAAUCAAGCAACAUUCUCUUAGAACACGAUUUUACAGCAAAAGUUUCGGACUUUGGCUUGGCUAGAACAGCAUUGGAUGAGAGAAGCAAACAUAUUUCAACUCAUGUCAUGGGAACUUUUGGUUAUCUUGCUCCUGAGUAUGCAAUGACUGGUCAUCUCCUAGUGAAGAGUGACGUCUACAGCUAUGGUGUAGUGCUCCUUGAGCUCUUAACUGGGCGAAAGCCUGUGGAUUUAUCACAACCCCCAGGCCAAGAAAAUCUUGUUGCUUGGGCUCGUCCGCUUCUCACAACCAACGAAGGUUUGGAAACAAUUAUAGACCCUACUCUAAAGCCAAACGCUUCAUAUGAUAGUGUUGCCAAAUUUGCUGCAAUUGCAUCCAUGUGUGUGCAACCUGAAGUAUCUCAUCGUCCAUUUAUGGGAGAAGUUGUUCAAGCAUUGAAGCUUGUCUGUGAUGAGUUUGAUGAAACAAGAGGAUUAAUGUCAAGAAGUUGCAGCCAGGAUGACUUUUCUAUUGACAUAGAUAGUAAGCAUAGCAGAAUUUCAGGUGAUAUAGGCGAAGCUUCUAUUGCCGAGUAUGCAGUGGAAGGCGUGGACUCGACUUUUGAAGACAAGAUAGCGUUGUCAACUAAUCUUGUACCUGCUGGCUUUGAAAGACAAGAAUCUGGAUCUUUUAGGAGACAAUUUAAUUCUGCUCCCCUAAAAAUGGUAAGAAAAAGGCGUUUCUGGGAACGCUUGAGGGGGCUGUCCAGUGGCAGCAUGAGUGAGCAUGGAUUUUAAUCAGUAUUACCUAUGAUGAGUCAAAGGCCCCAUUUAGGCAAUAAUUUUUUUCCAGAUUCAGUUUAUUGUUGCCCAAAGGUUUAAAGAUGCAAUCUGCAAGAAAGAGACAUACAGUAAAAUAUGGAGCUGUAAGAUCAGGCUGUUAUUUAGUAAUGGAAGGCUGUGCAUAUUGUGGCCGCCAUUUGUGCAAUUACCAAAUAAAAAUUGAAAUGUAGCCGCACCAUAUGGCACUCAGUGGAAGCUUCGUCUGAAAAAAUUCCGGAGCAAAAGAUGCAACUUUGUCUGGUUCAGUUUGUAAGUAAUCUUCGGCUAAGCAGGACAAGACAUCUCAUAAGUUUCCCCAUAGUCAUUUUGCAAAGAGAUCAUGCACUUGUCUUUGUAACCUUAGUUACUGUUAUUGAGCAAGAAAGUGCAUGGCUUUAGAGCUAUUUCACAAUCCUUUUUUGAGGGCAUCCAAAUCUCUGAAGUUUGAAUAGAGCUGUCAUCCAAGAGUACCAAGAUGUGUAAUCAUAUCCCCUGUAUAUAGACCUCAUUGGCUAUUUGAACCUGCAUAAAUAUUCUAUUUCUGAUGGACCUGAUAUUCUGUAACUGAGACGUCUGAACUAUACCCAUUAUUAUCCUUUUAACUAUGGUUAUUCUCAUCACUAUUAUUACUCGUAUAAUAUUUGCAUUACCUAUUACAGCAAUAAAA
Messenger RNA from Coffea arabica (coffee), 3747 nucleotides. Its product is annotated as receptor-like serine/threonine-protein kinase ALE2. Lineage: Eukaryota; Viridiplantae; Streptophyta; Magnoliopsida; Gentianales; Rubiaceae. Gene Ontology annotation, molecular function: ATP binding; protein kinase activity. Gene Ontology annotation, biological process: protein phosphorylation. The record is from RefSeq and is a predicted model, not a curated record.